AUGAGCUGCUGGGCAUCGUCUUCCGCGUCAUUGCGCGCUGUGGCGCCGCGUCUCGCUCGCUCAAGGGCAGCCGCCGCCACCCUCCCGUCUCAGUCGCUCGCAGCUAGGCCCGCCACCCGCCUCGUCGCUGCCAAACCACCCACCUCGCCAGCCAGGCUGUUCAGUAGCGCCGCAGCUGCACGCGCAGACACCUCCGUCUCGGGACAGGAUCUCUCGAUCGCCCUCGACGACAACGGAAACAUCCCCGCAGCGCCCUACUCGCCGCUGCCGCUCGCCGGCACAUCACCCUCGUACAAGGUGCAUCUCAUCAUCCAUCCCUACGACCAUGCACGACCAGCCGACACAUGGCCCUCGCAUCUCGAGUCCGUGUCGCCGUUCCUCUCGGAGCUCGAGAGCCGCGCAAAGAAGGGCGGCAGCCUCGAGGGGUACGGCAUCUCGUUCUCGGCUGGCGACGCUCGCGCCGUCUCGUCCAGCGAGGCGGGACUGCAGGCGUGGGAUGCCUCGACGUCGCGCAUGAUGCGUGCGGUGCCCAACUCGGCGCAGGAAGACGAGCGAUUCGUCGUGCAUGCCUACACCACCAACGGCACCAUGGCCAAGCUCGCGCCCGUGUCGCUCGCCACGCUCGACAACGGCGGCGCCUUUCGCCAGCGCAUCGACGACGCGCUCGCCGCUGCGCAGCCACAGACCGGACGUGCCAAGCCGGACGACGAGACGCACGUCUACGUCUGCACGCAUGCCGCGCGCGACUGCCGCUGCGGCGUUGCCGGCACCGCCGUCCUCCAGGCGCUCAAGGACGAGGUGCGCGCCCACCAGGCCGCCGCGAUCAAGGCGGGCAAGCAGACGCCCAAGAACGUGCGCGUCUAUCCCGUGAGCCACGUGGGCGGACAUGCGUGGGCGGCCAACGCGCUCGUAUACCCGCACGGCGAUUGGUAUGGUAAUUUGCGCACCACCGACUCGAAGCUCGUCUUGCGCGCUGCGCUGGCGCCCGCGAGCUCGGCGCACGAUCUCGAGGAUAUGCGCGAGAGGCUGGUGCACUGGCCCCGAUGGCGCGGCCGGCUCGGACUCAGCAAGGCGGCACAGCGAGACCACUUUGCCGAGUGGGGUCCGCCUACCGUCAACACCGCGCACAUCACGCCGCGAUCGCGCGGGCUUGCCACCGCCUCGCGCGCGGCGCUCUCCUCGACCCUGUCGACGGCAUCGCCUGCUUCGGUGAGGACGUACGCCACGGAUGCAGCCGAAAAGGCCAAGCCUUCGGCACGCAUGCAGGCGUUCCGCGAAAAGCUCGCCUCUGACCUGUCGAUCGACGACUUUGCCGCUGGCGAUGCCGACUCGCUGCUCUCUCCCGGUGCGGGUCGGGUUCAGAUGGGCCGUGUGGGAGAGGCACGUUUGCCGAAGCAUCUCAAGACCAAGAUCCCGACGGGCGCCAACUAUACGCGCAUCAAGUCGGAUCUGCGCGGGCUGGGGUUGUCGACGGUGUGCGAGGAGGCGAGGUGUCCGAACAUCGGCGAGUGCUGGGGUGGGUCCGGUGAUAAGGAUACUGCGACGGCGACGAUUAUGAUUAUGGGCGACACGUGUACGCGCGGGUGUCGGUUCUGUGCCGUCAAGACCUCGCGCACUCCGGCGGCGCUCGAUCCGCACGAGCCGGAGAACACGGCCGAGGCGAUCUCGCGCUGGGGACUGGGGUACAUUGUACUCACCUCGGUGGAUCGGGAUGAUUUGGUGGAUGGAGGGGCGGCGCAUAUUGCGUCGACGAUCAGCAAGAUCAAGACCAAGUCGCCCAAGAUUCUGGUCGAAGCGUUGGUGCCGGACUUUUCGGGCGAUCAGGCGUGUAUCGAGCAGGUCGCCACAUCUGGGUUGGAUGUGUUUGCGCACAAUGUGGAGACGGUGGAACGUACGACGCCGUCGGUGCGCGAUCGACGCGCCAAAUACCGUCAGUCGCUCGCUGUUCUGCGACACGCAAAGACGGUCAAGCCGGAUUUGAUCACCAAGACCUCGAUCAUGCUUGGGUGCGGCGAACAAGAUGCCGAAGUUGAACAGACGCUGCGCGACUUGCGCGAGGCCGAGGUGGACGUGGUGACGUUUGGACAGUACAUGCGUCCGACCAAGAGGCAUAUGAAGGUGCACGAGUAUGUCAAGCCCGACAUGUUUGCGCACUGGCAGAAGCGCGCCCAAGAGCUCGGGUUCCUGUAUGUCGCAAGUGGCCCGCUGGUGAGGAGCAGCUACAAGGCGGGCGAGUUCUUUAUCGAGAACGUGCUCAAGCAGCGCAAAGCCCAACAGGCCACAGCACCCGUAGACAAGGAGAACGAGGUUAGGGCGACGGUUUAG
This is a messenger RNA of Moesziomyces antarcticus, 2325 nucleotides long. Its product is annotated as mitochondrial Lipoyl synthase. Gene Ontology annotation, cellular component: mitochondrion. NCBI's taxonomy places the organism in Eukaryota, Fungi, Basidiomycota, Ustilaginomycetes, Ustilaginales, Ustilaginaceae. The coding region runs from base 1 to 2325 and encodes 774 amino acids. The transcript has a single exon. The record is from RefSeq and is a predicted model, not a curated record. Gene Ontology annotation, molecular function: 4 iron, 4 sulfur cluster binding; lipoate synthase activity. Gene Ontology annotation, biological process: lipoate biosynthetic process.